CUCGGGGGGGCGGGCCCGUCCAGGGCGGGCCGCUCAGGGUUAAAGGGGCGUCCGCGGGUCGCCGGCGCUCGGCCGCGGGGAGACAAAGCGCCCGCUCGCCGCCGCCCCCCGAGCGGUUCCGGGCCAUGGGACGGACAGACCGUCGCGCCAGCCCCGCAGCCAGGCUCCCAAGAGUUCCUGCUACACCCUGGGCUCUCAAAUCCAGACAGAAAAACCCUCCCCUCCCGGAGCAGGCAUGAAUGACCCAGAUGAAGAACUGGAGGUCCAGAGAGGCUGACUGUGCGCCCCGAAGUGACCCAGCCUGGGGCCUGAGCUGACCUCUGAAGGGACCAGCGCGGGCCUCGCGGCCAUGAAGCUGAACGAGCGCAGCCUGGCCUUCUACGCGACCUGCGACGCGCCGGUGGACAACGCCGGCUUCCUGCACAAGCGGGGCGGGCGCGGGGCGGGCUCGCACCGGCGCUGGUUCGUGCUGCGGGGCAACAUGCUCUUCUACUUCGAGGCGGAGGCCAGCCGCGAGCCGCUGGGCGUCAUCCUGCUGGAGGGGUGCACGGUGGAGCUGGUGGACGCCCGGGAGGAGUUUGCCUUCGCGGUGCGCUUCUCCGGAGGUCGUUCGCGGCCCUACGUGCUGGCGGCCGACAGCCAGGCAGCCCUGGAGGGCUGGGUGAAGGCGCUGUCGCGGGCCAGCUUCCACUACCUGCGUCUGGUGGUGCGCGAGCUGGAGCAGCAGCUGGCAGCCAUGCGCGAGGGCGGCCCGGCCAACGCCUUCCCCGCCCACCCCAGCCUGGUCGCGAACCCGCGGCCCAAGGAGAACGGCCGGGCCGUAUGGAGCGCGCUGCCCGAGCAACCCGCGGCUGCAGCCCCCCAGCGCCCACCGCCGCCACCCCGUCGCAGGGCCUCGUCCAACGGGCCCUUGGCGUCCUUUGCCCAGCUGCACGAGCGGUAUGGGCUGGAGGUGCGGGCCCUCAGGAGCCAGUGGCGUGGAGGCCAGGCUGGCCUAGCUGGCGUGGAGGGCCCUUGGCAUCCUUCUGGUUCUGGUGGGACUCAGACCCAGGACCAGCCCUAAGGGGCGUACUGGCAGUGAGGGAAGCCUGAGUACAGGCGGCCCUAAGCACAGGCUCCAACCAGGCUGCCAGGGGCCAGAGGACAUGUGACCCAGAAGACCUGACCUCUGGGGUCCGUGGCACUUGCCGCCAAGAAGAACCUGGGACCCAAACAUGCUUCAAGCGCUCAAGCAACUGGUUUCUAGAGAACUCCGCCCCAGGACAGCCCUGGAGCUGGCCCCGGGUCCACCUGGUGCCGGGCCUCACAAGGAUCCGGAGGAGGCCUGGGCUGCUCCUGUGGGCCGGGAGCAGCAGGUAGGAAGAAGGUGGAGCUUACACUGGAUUAGGUCCCCAAGGCCUCUGGCCUGGACCCAGCUGAGGCAGACUUUGCCCGGCCUUGGCAGGCCCUCACAGCUCCGCGGGGCCUCAGAGCCACCUGAUCGCCAGGCCUGGGCUGUGGCCUAGCUCCCUGGCAGGCUCACCUGGAGGAGACAGUCCCCUCCAUGCCUGAUUCCAUGCCUGCAGGAGGAGAGUCCCCCCCUUCUGCUCCCCACCACCCAGAUCACCAGUGCCCCCCCCCCCUUGCUGGGUCCAUCCUCACUCACCACAGUGCUGGCUCUCUUCCAGAGUGUCGGGCGGGACAACCUGCCCCACCUGGGUCUUGUUUACAGUCCUCCUCAGUGCCCUGCCCCUGGGGACUGGAGGACACCGUCACUCCAAUCUCUGCAUCAGACGGGGACAGAUUUCACCCUGGCCCCGAUCACUCCUCUGUCCUGGGAGGCCCCGGGGUCGGGGUUCUGUAGGUACAUCUGCCACCAGGGCCUCUUGGCUCCCUGCUGGCUCGGGGACCAGGGCUUGGCUGGGGGGUUUUGCUUUGAAGUAUGGAAGGUAUUGUUGCUGUCUGUCUUUCUCCAGCAGUGAAGGUUAGUGUCCCGCUCCCCUCCCCCACUUUUGUGACUGUUGGCUGGCAUUGUCCCCAGGGAGCCCGGCCCUAGCUGGAGACACAGCUAGCUGACUUGGCCUUUACCUCGCACUCUGUCCCGGUGCCUCUGGGGACUUGCUCCCUGUCUUUCCCACUCUCCCACUGGGUGGGGCUCAGGACUUACUGGCGGGGCCCAGCUGGAGGGCUGAGGCGUAGACUAAAGGUACUGGGGGGGAGGGCAGGAGGU
Molecule: messenger RNA, 2209 nt
Organism: Peromyscus leucopus (white-footed mouse)
Lineage: Eukaryota; Metazoa; Chordata; Mammalia; Rodentia; Cricetidae
Gene: Pheta1
Product: PH domain containing endocytic trafficking adaptor 1
Exons: 4
Coding region: 350-1063 (237 amino acids)
Biological process (GO): receptor recycling; endosome organization; retrograde transport, endosome to Golgi
Cellular component (GO): early endosome; trans-Golgi network; recycling endosome
Source: RefSeq, a predicted model, not a curated record